Messenger RNA from Dermatophagoides farinae (American house dust mite), 2575 nucleotides. Lineage: Eukaryota; Metazoa; Arthropoda; Arachnida; Sarcoptiformes; Pyroglyphidae. The record is from RefSeq and is a predicted model, not a curated record.
AAAGAAUUUUUCAGAAUAAAAAAAACAGCAAGCUAAAUUGAAUUUUUCAUUUUUUUCUCUUCAUUUUCCGUAUCAAACACCAACAGCAAACGCGACUAGUCAAUGAAAGCCAUAAAACGUUAUAUUUGUGUAUUAUUUACAAUAUUCAUUGUAUAUAUUGUUUAUCGUUCAUUAUUGUUAUUAUUGAUUAAAAAUGAUCCAAAUGGAUAUUUUAAUAUUUGGUUUCGUGACCAUUGUUCAACAACAAUAUUGUCGAAUGAUUUACAAAAAAAUUUUACAUUACCAUCGAUAUCAUUAUUAUCAUCGAAAAAAUUAUUAUCAAAUGGAGAAAUUUUUUAUGGCCAAAAAACAUUCCAUGACCAAUGACGACAACGAUGAUGAUGAUGAUGAUGAUGAUCAUAAGACCGGAUUAAAUUGUAGAAUGGAUUCGGAUUGUUUUGAUUUUAAUCGAUGUCCACAUGGUGAUGAUAUUCGUAUAUACAUCUAUCCACAUGAUAGUGAACAUACUAGUGUUUUAUUUCGUAAAAUUGUUACAUUCAUCAAACAAUCUAAAUAUUAUGAAUCGGAUCCAAAUAAAGCCUGUUUGUUUAUAUCCAAUAUGGACACAUUGGAUCGUGAUCGUCGUUCAUAUAAUUUUCAUAAAUAUUCAAUCGAAUCAUCGAUAGAUAAAUUAUUACUACAUGAAGGUCGUAAUCAUUUAAUGUUUAAUCUUUAUUCUGGUUCAUGGCCCGAUUAUGUUGAAUUGGAUUUUUCCGGAAUCGAAUAUCCAAAAUAUGCUAUAUUGAUUAAAGCAUCAAUGUCAUAUGAAAAUUAUCGUCCAGGUUUUGAUGUAUCAUUUCCAUUAUUCAUGGAAAAUCAUCCAGAUCGUGGCCCACAACAACAACAACAGCAACAACAACAAUUUCAAAAUCAUCGUCAUCAUGUUGAAACCAUAAACGAAGAUAAAGUUAAAUCAACAAAAUAUCUAAUGGUAUUCAAAGGAAAACGUUAUACAUACGGUAUUGGUGGUGAAACACGAAAUUCAUUAUAUCAUCUUCAUAAUGGAAAUGAUAUUCAUAUUUAUACAACAUGUAAACAUGGUAAAAAAUGGAAAGAAUUUGUCGAUGAACGUUGUGAUCAAGAUAAUGCUGAAUAUGAUAAACAUGAUUAUCAAAUAAUGAUGAAAAAUUCAACAUUUUGUCUAGUGCCAAGAGGUCGACGAUUAGGAUCAUAUCGUUUUCUUGAAGCAUUAAGUUUUGGUUGCAUUCCAAUCGUCCUAAGUAAUUCAUGGGUAUUACCAUUUAGUGAAAUUAUUGAUUGGCCAUCAGCUGUUGUUAUGGGUGAUGAACGUCUUGUAUUUCAGAUUCCUGAUCAUAUUCGUUCAUUAUCACGUUUUGAAAUUGAAUCAAUGAGAUUACAAGGAAUAUUUCUAUACAAUAAUUAUUUCUCAUCAAUCAAUCGAAUCCUGAUGACAACCAUAUCGAUAAUUGAAGAUCGUAUCAAUACACAUUGGUGUCAUGAAACAUUCCAAUGGAAUGUUGCAAAUAAAUCACCACUAACACCAUUAUGGAUAGAUCAACGUUAUAAUAAUAUGAUUGAAUCAUUUCCACAAUAUGGAUCGAUGAUGAUUGAUAAACAUGGUGCACGUGGUUUCACUGCCAUUAUUGCCGUAUCAAGAGUUAUUUCAUAUUAUCAAUUGAAUAAAUUUCUACGUGCAAGCUUGUUGUCAUCGAAAUUUGUACGACGAAUCUUAAUAUUAUGGUCAUUACGAACGGCUGUAUUUAAACAAUUGUUACAUUUACAAUCAACACAUCCGUCCCUUAUUUUGAUUGAAAUAUCAUCAACCAAUAAUAAUGAACAACAAUCAUCGAUGAAUAGUAAUCGUUUUACUUGUUGUUUCAAUCAUACUGCCGUUACGACAGAUGCCAUCUUUCAUUUUGAUCCAGAAAGUAAUCUUAUUACCGAAGAAAUUGAUUUUGCCUAUCUAGUUUGGGAAUCAUUCUCCGAACGAUUGAUUGGUUUCAGUGCUCGUGAUCAUUAUUUUGAUAAUGCAAAAAACCAAUGGACCUAUACAUCAAAAUGGACAAAUCAAUAUUCAAUCAUUUUAUUUGAUGCAGUUAUCUAUCAUAAGUAUUACAAUUAUCUUUAUUAUGAACAUAUUUAUUUGAAAAAUAUAAAUUCCACUUGGAAUUUCGAUGAAGAAUGUUCUGGUUUAGCAUUCAAUUUUCUCAUCAGCCAUAUAAUACGUGAAAGUCCAUUGAAAGUAACACAGAGGAAAAAAACCAUUUCCGGUGGCACAUUAUUCGAUUCAUGGUUAGCGUGGAUUGAUCGAAAAUCUUGUUUUCAAAAAUUAAUCAAAUUCUAUGGUUAUAUACCGUUGAUAAAAUCCAAAAUUCGUUUCGAACCAUUAUUAUAUAAAGAUGUUGUUAGUUCUAUGCGUAAAAAAUAUCGUAAAUUAGAAAUGAUUGUUUGAAGAAUGAUAAUUUUGAAAGGUAAAAAAACGUGGCCAGACAAUCAAUCGAUCGGAAAACAUUCUCAUGAUUUUUUUUUGUUCAAGUUGAAGUUGUUAAUAACACUGUGUUUUAUGUUGUAUUUA